AUGCUCUUACCGGAUUUGCAGGAGAUCAGCGAUUUUCCCUAUGAUGUGGGGAGCGAAGUCGAGGAACUAAAAGCUAGGGCGCGGGACUGGGACGUUCCGAUUGAUUGGAGUUUUGUUCACGAGGGAUGGACCAGUAAGCGGCCGGAGAAGGAAAUUGUGGUAGUCACCCACGGCGCCUUUUUGCAUUUCCUGACAGAAGACUGGGAAGAUAGUUAUGCACAUGAAGGAACCGGGUGGACCAAUGCUGAGUACCGUACGUAUAUGCUUGAGCCGAAAGGGAACAGCGGUGCUAUGAGUGAUGCCUCUUUCUUUGAAACCGUGCAGUCGCGCCGUCGACGAGGUAAAACGGACCCCGUGCCGGUUGCGGAGCAGGUCGCGUUGUACAGUAGGGCUCUGCAGGAAUGGGACGACAGGAUUAUCUACUGA
Molecule: messenger RNA, 426 nt
Organism: Aspergillus affinis
Lineage: Eukaryota; Fungi; Ascomycota; Eurotiomycetes; Eurotiales; Aspergillaceae
Product: phosphoglycerate mutase-like protein
Exons: 3
Coding region: 1-426 (141 amino acids)
Source: RefSeq, a predicted model, not a curated record